UAACUCUUUAAAUCUGUCAUUUCAAUUGUCAAGGAAAAGAAAUUUCCACUUUUAUAGAAUUUACUGAUAAUUGGGAAAUAAAUCAAAGGGUUAUUCUAAAAUACUUACAAACAUGUCGCGUCAUCGAGAUAUAAGAAAUAUGGAUUAUUCUGAAGAUUAUGAUGGUUAUGAUGAUGUGUAUGGACAUUCUGUUGAUGAUGAUAUAUAUAUUUCACCAAGCCACACUCAGUUUAUGUAUAACAGGGAAUCAUCUGGGCAAUCCAGAAGUGAUUAUCCGAUGGAAGAAGAUAUUGAAGAGGAAGAUGAAUCAGAAGAGGUUCUAAAAUUAACAGACGAAGAUAAAGCCAAAUUAGAAUCUUGUUUAGAACAUGUCAAGUCUGUGUUUGCUCCAAUGAGGAUGCCAAGACAUGAAUUAGUAAAGAUAAUUAUUAGUCAGAAGUUCGAUUGCGAGAAAAUUGUCAACUCUAUUUUGAAAUCCCAAUGUUCACCACCAACAGAAAGACGAGAUAAAGGUUUUCUACCAACAACAACUAUAAUCCCAUCAAAAGUUAUUGUUCCAACUACUGUCAACAUUAUCAAAGGUUUUGAAAUCGAUUCAUCAGCUACAAUUUCAAGAUCACAGUCACCAUCAUCUGGAAGAGGUACACCAGUUGUUAACCAGAAUCAAGAGGCAGAGGAGGCUAAGAGCAACAAAAAAGAUGCAAGAAUAAGUGAAGAUCAAUACAAGAAGGAACGUGGUGAUAUGAAAGAACAUCUGUAUAUGAUUGUUAUUGGACAUGUAGAUGCUGGUAAAUCUACUCUGAUGGGCCACAUUCUAUAUGCAAUGGGACAGGUAAAUCAAAGAACAAUGCACAAAUAUGAACAAGAGAGCAAAAAACUAGGGAAACAGAGUUUUAUGUAUGCUUGGGUUCUAGAUGAGACUGGGGAGGAAAGAACAAGAGGCAUUACCAUGGAUGUUGGAAGGUGUCAAUUUGAAACAAACACAAAAAUGGUGACUCUUUUGGAUGCACCAGGGCAUAAAGAUUUCAUUCCUAACAUGAUAUCAGGCGCUGCCCAAGCAGAUGUUGCUCUACUCGUGGUUGAUGCAACAAGAGGUGAAUUUGAAACUGGUUUUGAUUUUGGAGGCCAAACCAGAGAACAUGCACUCCUUGUUAGGUCUCUUGGAGUGACUCAACUUGCUGUUGCUAUAAACAAAUUAGAUACAGUUUCCUGGUCACAACAGAGAUUUGAUGAGAUAAUUGAUAAAAUGAAAUCCUUUUUGAAACAAGCUGGCUUCAAAGAUUCUGAUAUAACUUAUGUCCCAUGUAGUGGACUCACUGGGCAGAAUUUGGUGAAGAAGCCAACUGAGGAUAAUCUCUUGAUAUGGUACAAUGGUCCCAGUUUAUUGGAAGUUAUAGAUGGAUUUCGUCCGCCCUUGAGACCAGUAUCAAAACCCUUCAGGCUAUCAAUAAAUGAUAUAUUCAAGGGUACUGGAUCAGCAUUUUGUAUUUCUGGACGAGUUGAAACAGGUGCUUUAAAUGUUGGUGACAAGGUACUAGUAUGUCCAAAUAAGGAAACAGCUAGUGUUAAAUCUUUAUCGAUAGAUGAAGUAUCACAAAAUGUAGUAUUUGCUGGCGAUCAGGCUACUGUUACGUUAUCUGGUAUUGAUAUGCAGAAUGUUUCUGUGGGAAAUAUCCUAUGUGAUCCCCAAAAUCCAGUCCAGGUGGCGUCAAAGUUUGAAACAAGGAUAGUUGUUUUUAAUCUGACGGUACCAAUUACUAAAGGUUGUAAUGUUGUAUUGCACCAUCAAUCUUUAGAAGAACCUGCUGUGAUUUGCAAGUUGGUAGCUCAAUUAAACAAGAGUACUGGAGAACAGAUCAAGAAACACCCUAGAUUUCUUGUGAAUAAUACAAGUGCCAUUGUACAGGUACAAUUAUCAAAGGCCAUCGGGAUGGAACUUUACAGUGACUGUAAAGAGUUAGGAAGAGUAAUGCUGAGACAAAGUGGGGUUACUAUCGCUGCAGGAUUGAUAACAAAAAUUAUUCAGUAAGGAGACUCGACAUGUGAUAUAUAAAAAGAAUAAACUAUUUAUUCACUAAAA
Messenger RNA from Harmonia axyridis, 2080 nucleotides. RefSeq names its product HBS1-like protein (gene HBS1). The transcript is spliced from 11 exons. Lineage: Eukaryota; Metazoa; Arthropoda; Insecta; Coleoptera; Coccinellidae. The record is from RefSeq and is a predicted model, not a curated record. Gene Ontology annotation, biological process: translation. Bases 113 to 2029 code for a protein of 638 amino acids. Gene Ontology annotation, molecular function: GTPase activity; GTP binding.